This is a messenger RNA of Sphaeroforma arctica JP610, 2251 nucleotides long. RefSeq lists its product as hypothetical. The coding region runs from base 1 to 1773 and encodes 590 amino acids. NCBI's taxonomy places the organism in Eukaryota, Ichthyosporea, Ichthyophonida. The transcript has 2 exons. The record is from RefSeq and is a predicted model, not a curated record.
AUGCCACACAGAGCUGUAACCGGCGCAGGCGCAGGACCAGUCCCAGUGCCCGGUCAAACACCCACACUCACCGCCGCCGUCACAACCCCAGGCCAGUCUAGUGGAGUGCUUGAUGGCAGUACUAUGGAGGACCUUGAAUUACAGGCUGAAGCCGAAUUAGCUGCUCUAGAAGCCAGUCAACAAGCCAACGGCAAAGAUACAGUAGUACCUGCCGCGGCAAUGAGUACGCCAAUGACGGCCGGCAGCAAUAUCCCGGGUAUGCAUCCCUCGCGGUUGGCGGGUAUACAUCCAUCACGCAUGCCAAAUAUCCCAACACCAACAGCUUCCGUGCCGGCUGCGCCCGUUGUGCCGUUCAUGCACCCGUCUCGUAUGCAGGUACAGUGGAACAGGGGAGCGGGCAACACCCUUCCUCCAGCGCAGAUAAGCCCACAGCAGCCAGUCGCAACACCCAAUACACCCGCGCAUAAGUCAGGCGCAGCAAGGGCGUCCACCUCUUCCUCUGCCACUGUGGCUGAGGAGGCGAUGGCCGCAGCUACGGGCCCGCAGACACCGCAGGAGUGGGCGGCGCAAGCACAGGCGCAUGCUCAGGCGCAAUUGGCGGCGCAUAAAUUAGUGCAGCGGGAACAGCGUCAAAAGCAACAGCAACAGCAGCAGCAACCAACGCAUUAUCAGAAUCAAUAUCAGAAUCAGAAUCAGAAUCAAUACCAGAAUCAGAAUCAGAGCCAGUUUCAGAAUCAAUACGAGAAUCGAGGGCAGGGAUACGGGCAGUAUCAACAACCGGGACAAGCACAAUGGGGUGCUCCUGCGCAAACACAGCAAACACCGAUGGCUAGUUCCCCAGCUUUGAGUGCCACUUCUAACACAAAUCAGCCACAACAAAACCAAUGGAGUCAGUCCAUGGGACAACCACAGCCACAACAACAACAGCAGUACACUACCCAGAUUGGUGUCGAUAACAGUACAUACACCCAAGGUCAAGUAGACACAGCCACAUCACAACAGACAGCUCCAACAGGUUCACUUCAGCAGCAAUGGCAGCAGAGCCAACAUGCUCAAACAUCCGCCCAAGGACAGGCCGGACAAACGCAACAGGACUGGCAACAAGCACAGCCUCACGGGCAAAUCCAGGGAACACCUCAACAGGCGCAAUGGGGUGCUACUGGUGCGUCGCAGUGGGCACCACCACAAACAGACCCUACGAGUCAUACAAAUGAUCAGCAAUUCUCACAAUCCCAACAGAACUCGCAGUCGGGUCCAGCAGCGCCACAUUGGGGACCUCCGACUCAGUCUAAUAAUAGUACUCAGUGGGGUGCGCAGGCUCAAUCGACGCAGAGCCAGACUGUUGCACAAGGGGGCAGACUUCCCAGCGAUGAUACACCCUACGUACAACCUUUACCCUCGGGCGGAAAUGAUUGGUCACGGCAGCAACGAGCGCCACCACAGCAGUACAACAACCAGGCAAAACCCCCGGCACAAGGUUGGGGAGGCCCAAGUGAUGCUAGCGUGAACAAAGCUGCAGGUAGUGAUGCGGGUUCUCAUUAUGGCAAUUACAUUUCUGGGCCUCUCAGCGCCCCCACGGAUUACAGUAGCAACUAUGAUGGUAUUAACACACAGCCCAGCUCCAGCUUUACCGGCCGUGCCUCGGGCCCACUCUCUGGGCCGCCUCCGGGACGCGAAAGUCAGGGUCAGUACCGUGGAGAUUCACGUCAGCAACACCAGGGCUCGUACAAUCAAUCAUCCGGAGGUAAUCGAGCGUCAGCACGAUACUAUUGAAAUGAAAUGACGUCAGAGUAGCUGUUGUCUGUGUGUACAUAUCGGGGAGGGUGUGUUUGGAGUUCGUGUAAAGUAUACGUGAUGGACGACCGAUCGGAGAGUAAAUAUGAGAGUGCCAGCACAUUUGGUUAACUUGUAUAAUGCACAUGGGCGUGACUGUAUGAGAGCAUCGCCUGUGCGUACAGGUUUGCACACGGGCAUGUGCUCUGCAAAGUUCUUGCAUUGAAUAUGGGGUUUGAGUCAGGACGUCGCAGAGAGCAUGGCCUGUGCGCACAGGUUUGCACACGGGCGUGUGCUCUGCAAGGUUCUUGCAAUGAAUAGGAGGUUUGAGUUAAUACGUCGCACCGCGCAUUGUGCCUGUUGCACAGUCGCCAUGUACCGAUCAAGGCAGAGCCAGGGGAAUGACCGGUAAAUACUUGGUUAUUAAACAGUUUGAAAUGCGAUUGACUGUCGUGACAAGCUCAUCCCUCUUGCUGAG